Molecule: messenger RNA, 953 nt
Organism: Lolium rigidum
Lineage: Eukaryota; Viridiplantae; Streptophyta; Magnoliopsida; Poales; Poaceae
Product: L10-interacting MYB domain-containing protein-like
Exons: 2
Coding region: 255-953 (232 amino acids)
Source: RefSeq, a predicted model, not a curated record
CCCAUCGAGCGGAGCUCGAGCUCGGACGCGGGGCUCCCUCAUCUGCUCUUGCCGUCGAACGGCAGGGCCUCGCCCGACCAUCUCGCGUCCCUGCUCCAGCGCGACUCCCUCUUCUGGCCAUCUGACCACCGAAGGUAUCUGGCUUUCUCUUUUCCCUGUGUCUGCAACUCUGUUUCAUGAAAAUAGUUCGCUAUAUAUCUCUCCAUUUGCCUAGAACCUUAUAUGUAAAAUUGUGUUAUAUGUAUAAACAGUAGAUGGAUACAGAGAUAACAGCUAAAUCUGGGAAAUCUGUGAAAUCUGGGAAGGCUGUUUGGGAUGCAUUUGCGGCUGAAGUUUUUCUUGAUGUGUGUAUUGAGGAAGUGUUAGCGCGCAACCGCCAUCAAGGUUAUUUGAAUCCAACUGGGUAUAAAAAUUUGGUAACGAAGUUCAAUGAACGCACUAAAAGAAAUUAUGUGCGCAAGCAAUUUAAGAAUAGGUGGGAGACACUGAAAAAAGAUUACAGUACAUGGAAGUCACUAAAUCAAAAUGCAUCGGGCCUCGGAAGAGAUCCUAUCACCAAGACCAUUGAUGCUAGUGAUGAUUGGUGGAAUCUUGAGAUACAGAGAUGCCCUGAUGCGGCCAAAUUUCGACUGGCUCCACUUGCUAAUGAAGAUAAAAUGAGCCAGAUUUUUGAUAAGCAUUGUGUUACCAAUGAGCAUGCGAGGGUGCCAUUACCAAGCUCUCUAGCUGGCCCCUCUCAUGUGAACUUGGGCGAUGAUGAACUUUCAGGGACAGAGGUCGACACUAAUGUUACCCCUGGUGCCUCCGGUCGUCCGAAAAAAAGAGCAUGUCCUUAUUCACCUAGUCCUGCUGCCGUUGAGAAGAUGGAAAGAGACAGUGCUGAAAAGAACUGUUUGCGCCGUACAUGUGACAUAUUUGAGUGCACAUUUUCUAUUUUAAUUCUUGCCUCAUGA